This is a messenger RNA of Balaenoptera acutorostrata (minke whale), 3872 nucleotides long. RefSeq lists its product as uncharacterized. The transcript is spliced from 5 exons. Lineage: Eukaryota; Metazoa; Chordata; Mammalia; Artiodactyla; Balaenopteridae. The record is from RefSeq and is a predicted model, not a curated record. Bases 1 to 1407 code for a protein of 468 amino acids.
AUGGGUUGGGAGGAGGAGGAGGGAGGGGGCUGUGGCUAUGAAAGGUCUACAGGAGGGGUCCUUCUGUGCAACAGGCUGACGCUGGGGGAACUGCGGGAGGUGCUCCGGCCUCUUGGACGUUUCCGUGUAACUUCCUGUGAACUUAAUUCCUUCAGAAUACAAGUUCACACCAAAAGCACACAAGCAGGGCUUAGAGUGUACACAUCGGACCACUCGCGCGACUCUGCACGGACAGUCCCCGCUCUCCUGGUGGGGACACCUAGAGGCCGCAGCCGGCCCAGCCGGCGGCCGCGGAAAAACCGCGCGGGGGCAGAGCCGAGAGGAGCGCGCAAGGGGGCUUCUUUUGAUUGGGCAACGGAGGUGCCCGUCACACCAGAGGGGCCGGGCUUUCUGGGGGCGGGUCUCGUCACGAGUCGAGCUUGGUCAUUGGCGAAGCCAGCCGGAAGGGGUGGGCAGGAAGGCGGUGCUCCGCGGCUUCCGGUGGGCGCGCUGAAGGGACGUGAGGAGGCCGGCGCGGGGGCGGUCAGGGCGGGGCUCGACGCGCCGGGACGACGCCCCGGCCUUGUGGUCACCGCCCACCUUUCCCGGACUCCGCCCCCCGCCCCUCUGGUUCCUGGGCCUGGCCAGAGUCCCCGUUCCCCGAGUCCCCGGGAGCCUACGCCCUCUCCCGGGGAGAGGCCGAGGAGACGCCUCCACCGAGUCCAGGCCCCUGGAGACCUCGGGGGCUCCGUCGGGCGCCCCUCCCGCCGCUCCCGGCAGGAUUCCCCGCACUGUCCUGAGGGCGUCUGGCGCUCGAGAAGGCCAGGGACAGUGUAUUGGGGGUCCCCAGGGGCCUGGUGUGGCCUGCUGGGAAGGAGUCCUGCCCAAGCACGCCUGUUCUCCAGGACAACCUGUGGUUGCAGCCAUCGGCCAUCAGUGCCUGCCUGCCUGCCUCUCACCUGGGAAGUCAAGGGUCCCCACGGGCCUGGGAAGCGCCAGGAGGGUGCUGGCUCUCGCGAGAUCUGGGGCUUCCCGUUGAGCAGCCUUCACCCUUCCCUGCCUGAGGAUGUGGUCCACAGCGCCCCGCUCCCCCUUCCCCCCCCCCACCCGCCCCGGCAGGAUCAGGUGUCAGCCCUCUCCAGCCGCCGCCGCCGCCGCCUUUCCUGCCAAACGUUCCUCACCAAGAGGGUCUCCCAGCUCCUGGGUGACGCUGCCCAGACCUGCUCAACGCCCAGCGCCACCACCCACCGUUCUGGCCAGUCCUUGCGGUGGCUGCUCUUUGUUCGGCUCCAGGAUGGCCCGCCUUCUAGUUGGAGCCGCAGAGCAAAUGCAGUGCCGGUCACCAGACCCCAUGUGUGCCCGGAACCAGCAGCUCUGGGACCCCAACACCCGAGCACGUUCUGGCUGUGGGAUCAGAUGGGGGGGUAGCCUUUGGCUUGCAUUUUCCGCGGCCCCCUCCUGCACCCCCUUUUCCUUUGCGUCGUUGGGCUUUCCUUGUUGACUGGUUCAGGCUCUCUAUGCGUUAACGAUAUGAGCCCUGAGUCGCGUCUUGCUACUAUUUUUUUGCCCCGCUUUGUCACUUGUGUCUUGACUUUGUGGUUUGGGGUUUGUGUUUGGCCAGGCAUACGAUUUUAGUGUUUGUAUCAUCAGACUUUCCGGGCUUCUCCUAAUGGCUCCUGGGGCUUCUCGUCGGUUUGUUUGCUUCAGACUGACUUGGAGUGGUCUUCUCCAUUUAAAAUCAUCGUGUAUUAGUUACCCGUUGCUGCAUAACAGAUUACCCCAAUCGUAGCACCUUAACGCAGCCAACCGUCGUACUCUCCUGCGUGUGUGAAGGACAGGAUUCUAGAAGGCUUGGCUGGGGGCUUCUGGCUUGGGGUCCAUCACAGGCUUCAGUCGAGGCCUCCGCUGGGGCCACAGCCCCCUGGUCUGCCUAGGGUGUGGGGAUGGGCGGGGGCAGCUCUGCUUCCAAGAUGGCCUGCGUGGCUGUGGCGGGGCCUCGGGCCUCCCCCUCCCCCCGGACCUCUCCCUAGGGCGGCUCAGGGCGGGGCUUCGCCAGAGCCCACGACCUAGGACAGAGCAGCCCCGAGAUCAAGGCCGCAGUGUUUCUCUAAGAACUUCAGCUCGAAGUGACACCCCCUCACCUCUGCUGUAUUUUUAUGGCUCACACGGGUCAACCCAGGAACAGCGGAGGAAGGGACGGUACCUGCUAGGGCGUAGCUUGUUCGCGUUCAUGGCGGAUGAGAAGGCUCCAAGGAGUGUCCUCGCUCCUGAAUCUGGGUGCGGGACUCCUGGUCCGCACAGGCCCCUUGGGAAUGCGUCCUUUGUCUGAGCGGGGGUGGCAGGUUCCAGCCCGGGACUGAGACAGGCAAGGCCUGUGUUUGUAAGGGCAGAGAGUGGCUUUUCACCUUUCAACGGUCGCAGACAAAACACACAAAAAGCCAGAGAAAGAGGGACUUCCCUGGUGGCGCAGUGGUUAAGAAUCCGCCUGCCAAGGCCGGGGACACGGGUUUGAGCCCUGGUCCAGGAAGAUCCCACAUGCCGCGGAGCAACAAUGCCCGUGCGCCACAGCUACUGAGCCUGCGCUCUAGAGCCCGCGAGCCACAACUACUGAGCCCGCGAGCCACAACUACUGAGCCUGCAAGCCACAACUGCUGAGCCUGCGAGCCUGAACUACUGGAGCCCGCGCACCUAGAGCCCGUGCUCCGUCCGCAACGAGAGAAGCCACCGCAAUGAGAAGCCCGCGCACCGCAACUAGAGAAAGCCCGCCCGCAGCGACGAAGACCCACCUCAGCCAAAAAUAAAUAAAAUUUUAAAAACAAAAGUUAAAAAAAAAAGAGCCAGAGGAAAGAAAGAACAUGUGACUGGACCCCAGCGUGGCCCACAAAGCCAGCGGUGCGUGCCCCCUGCCCAGGAGUUUGCAGCUCUGGUGGGAGUCCUGGCUAGUUGCGCUGCCGUGGGCGCGGGGGCCGGAAGCGCUUUCUCAUCACAGCAGCCCAUCCACUGCCAGGGCCAUGCAAGUGCGCACCCAGGCCUGGGCCCCAGUGCUCUCCGACCUCCAAGGUCCCCACCCCCUCUCCUUCCCAGUGGGGUGGGGGCGGGGGCAGCUACCUUGCCUGAGGCUGGGAUGGCCUCUCUGUGCCCAUAGGUGCAGGCCCUCCUCUCCCCGCUCCCCUCCCCACCCCACCAGCCUCCCACCGUGCAGCUGGGAAGUGGGUAGGGGCAGGGAGCAGAGAGGGGUGGGCCCCAUUGUGAGGGUGCAGGCUGGCGAGCCCCUUGUCCUCAGUGACCACGCCAGGUAGCCCCGGGCUGGGUUGUGAUGGCUCAGCAGUGGCAGGCGCCAGCCCGGGGUGGCAGCCGAGUGUCCCUUUGGUCCCAGGAAGGAGCUCCCACUGUGGCCAAGGGAGAGGUGCCCGCCGCAUCCUUCUUGGCUGGGACUCAGACGUGACUCCCUGAUGACACGCUUGGUGGCUCUGAAUUUGUCACGCAGGUUCUGUGGGCGGUGAGUGCCUUUCCUGUUGGCUCUCGCUGCUGGGCAAUGCCGGGGCCCUUGGCGACAGCUCCCCGGCCCCGUCCAAGGCCGCCAUGCACUUCUUGAACCCCAGGACCGUGGGUGUCAGGAGAGCCGGGCUCUCUGUCUCCGUCCCAUGAGCAGAGGCCGAGGCCGAGGCCGUGCUUGCUGGGCCCGGCCUCCUGGCUGUGGUGGUGGCUGCCAGGGACACCCUCCGGCCGGGAUGGGGGGCCGCAGGGUCCUGGGGCUCCGGGAGAUGCUCGGGCCCGCUGAAGCCCCACACUCCUGGGCCAUCUGACGGUCCCCCUAAGUAGAGCCACCUUCCAGUCCCUCAGCUCUGGGCAGAAGGAACGACAAGGCGGGCCCGGCUUCCCUGCAGUCUUCC